AUGAGACAUAGUAGGGAUACAGUAUCCAGGCUGACGAUGCGUCGUUGUAAGAUUAUUUGUUUUAGAUUUAUAUUUUGCCAAGUGCCGGAGGCACAAAACACAGCCGCAGAGGCUGAACCAUUUCAAUCCGGCGGUUCAGAAUUUAUCCAUAAUGAAAAUGAAUAUGAUUCUGAAGCCGAUGAUGUGGUUAUUCAACAAAACGAAUUAUUAACAAAAUCAGCCUUCCGAAGCCAAUGUAAAGAUUCCGAAAAUUUUGAUAUAGAUGUAAUAGCUUUCUUUCAAAUAUCUUGUAGUAAAAUCCCAGACCUAGUCGAUGAAAAUUCCUGGAAAUAUGAAAUUACAAAAUAUUUUUCUGAAGGCAGGGCUAAUAGUUCAGGAAAUGUAUUGAAUUGGUGGAAGAGGCACGAGGCUGUAUUUCCAAUAUCUAAAAUGGCUAGAAAUUUCUUAAUCAUAUCUGCUCCAUCGGCAUCAAUAGAGAGGAUUUUGUCAAGGACUUCUCUAACAAUUACCAAACGAAGGAAUAUACUAAAUAUUGAAUAUGUUAGAUGUUUAAGGUCUUUAAAUUUUUGGACGCCUAAUAAAGCGAUUUAA
This is a messenger RNA of Psylliodes chrysocephalus, 591 nucleotides long. NCBI's taxonomy places the organism in Eukaryota, Metazoa, Arthropoda, Insecta, Coleoptera, Chrysomelidae. The record is from the annotation of a GenBank genome assembly.